Messenger RNA from Rhodofomes roseus, 399 nucleotides. RefSeq lists its product as uncharacterized. NCBI's taxonomy places the organism in Eukaryota, Fungi, Basidiomycota, Agaricomycetes, Polyporales, Fomitopsidaceae. The record is from RefSeq and is a predicted model, not a curated record. The transcript is spliced from 4 exons. The coding region runs from base 1 to 399 and encodes 132 amino acids.
AUGCAGCUCGUCAACAACGAUCUCAUUGGCAUGCAGCUCCGAGUCGUCAACAACGAGGACGGCCCGAUGGUUGUCAACAACAACAACGAGGACAACCCGCCGAUGGUCGUCAUUGAGCAAGUAGGUGGUUGGCAUCUCAGGCUACAUGUCGCAGAACAUGAUCUGGCAACUCAACCUGCGACGUCGUUCCCGUUGGACACGCUCAAGGACAACAAGCCCGAGCAGGGUCACCUCCAGCUCGAGAUGUCUCGAAACCUUCAAGUUGUCCAUGCGCCUCAAGUAGCUAUCCUCGGAAACGGCAGUGUUCAAGUCGUUGCAGAGAAUCUCGCGGACAUCAAGCACAUCAUCGUCGACGCUGCCGCGUUCCCUCCAGACAUAAGUCCGACGGGCAUACUGUGA